AUGCCGGCCGUCUCGGUUGCCGCCGGCUGCUGUCCCGCCUCUACGCCGGCGAACGAAGUCGUCGAGGACAUCUUCGGCCUUGUGCGCAUCCUCAGAGAUGGCACCGUGGUCCGGUCGCCGGUCGGCCCGGUGUUCUGCCCGACCACCUUCCCUGAGAACCACCCUUCCGUGGAAUGGAAGGAGGCCGUCUACGACAAAGCAAAGAACCUCGUGGUCCGCAUGUACAAGCCGUCGCCGGCCGGCGGGAAGGUGCCGGUGCUCGUCCACUUCCACGGCGGCGGGUUCUGCAUCGGGUCGCCCUCGUGGGCCAACGUGCACGCGUUCUGCCUCCGCCUCACCGCCGACACUGGCGCCGUCGUGCUGUCCGCCGGGUACCGCCUCGCCCCCGAGCACCGCCUGCCCGCGGCCGUCGACGACGGGGCCGCCUUCAUGCGCUGGCUCCGUGCGCAGUCGUCCGCGUCCGCGAACGCCGCUGAGGCCGACGCCGAUGCCUGGCUCACCGAGGCCGCCGACUUCGGCCGCGUGUUCGUCACCGGCGACUCGGCGGGAGCAACCAUAGCGCACCACCUCUCCGUGUGCGCCGGGGUGGCGGUGGAGGCCGACGACGCUGGUGAAGCCGGCGAGCAGGACCAGGACCAGGUGACGAUCCGUGGCUACAUCCUUUUGCUGCCGUUCUUCGGCGGCGUGGAGCGCACGGCAUCAGAGCAGGCGGAGUGCCCCGCCGGCGCCGGCGCCGGGUCGCUACUGAGCCUGGACGUGCUCGACCGGUUCUGGCGGGUGUCGCUGCCGGCGGGCGCCACCAGGGACCACCCCGUGGCGAACCCGUUCGGGCCGGACAGCCCCGACCUGGGCUCGGUGGACUUCCGCCCGGUCCUCGUGGUGGUCGCCGGCCUCGACCUGCUGCGCGACCGCGCCGUCGACUACGCCGAGCGGUUGGCCGCCGUGGGCAAACCCGUGGAGCUCGCCGAGUUCGCCGGCGCGGCCCAUGGCUUCUUCCUGCACGAGCCGGGCUCCGAGGCGACUUGCGAGCUGAUACGGGCCGUGGGCCGGUUCGUCGACAGCUGCGUUAUUUCAGCGUCCGAGGCUGCUGCUUGA
Molecule: messenger RNA, 1095 nt
Organism: Miscanthus lutarioriparius
Lineage: Eukaryota; Viridiplantae; Streptophyta; Magnoliopsida; Poales; Poaceae
Source: the annotation of a GenBank genome assembly